AUGGCGUCACAUUUCGAUCCCUUUACUCAAAAUGUCACCAUGCAUACUGCCAACGGGACCCCCUUCGAGGUGAACGUGCAGGCAAUCGACGACGAACUCAUGCAGUAUUGCAUCCGGGCCGGCAUCAACUAUAGCGCCCAGCUUGGAGCCUCCAUCGUGCUGUUCGUCAUCCUCGUGCUUCUGACCAGACCCGAGAAGCGUCGCUCCAGCGUCUUCAUCCUCAACUCCUCGGCGCUGCUCUCCAAUGUCGGUCGCCUCGUCUGCCAGACCCUGUACUUCACUUCCGACUUCGUACGGGUUUACACCUAUUUCUCCGGAGACUAUUCCCACGUACCCACUUCCGCAUACGCCAACUCAGUCAUCGCCGUGGUCUUUUACACUCUCCUCGUGAUAUGCAUCGAGGCUUCGCUCGUCCUGCAGGUCCAGGUCAUCUGCGCAAACCUCGGUCGUCUAUACCGCCACAUCCUCCUCGCAUUUUCCACCGUCGUGGCACUAAUCCCCAUCGGAUUCCGAAUGGCCAUGAUGGUCGAGAACGCCAAAUCCAUCAUGGGCGCCAAAAGCAACAUCCCUCUCAUCUGGCUCCAAAGCACCGAGAACAUCGUCUUCACCAUAAGCAUCUGCUUCUUCUGCGCCAUCUUCGUCUCAAAGCUAGGCUUCGCCAUCCGUCAGCGACGCAGACUAGGCAUGCGAGACUUUGGUCCAAUGAGGGUGAUUUUCGUCAUGGGCUGCCAGACUCUAGUCAUCCCAGCCUUCUUUUCAAUCAUCCACUACAUCGUCUCCGUCCCAAUGCUAUCCUCCAACGUCGCCACCCUCGUCACCAUCUUCCUCCCUCUCUCCUCUGGGCCGGACAAAAACACCAGCAAUUUGUCGUCCACCCCGACCAUCAAACAAGUUGCCACUCGCUACACUGACAAUAUUCCCUCCAGGCAGGCGCAGCAGCAGCACAACGCUGAGGAAUUGGGUAUUGCUGUUGAACAUGACAUUUCUGUGCCGAGCUUCAAGAGGGAGAGAGAUAUGGUUUGA
Molecule: messenger RNA, 1023 nt
Organism: Aspergillus sclerotioniger CBS 115572
Lineage: Eukaryota; Fungi; Ascomycota; Eurotiomycetes; Eurotiales; Aspergillaceae
Gene: preB
Product: alpha-factor pheromone receptor STE2
Exons: 3
Coding region: 1-1023 (340 amino acids)
Biological process (GO): G protein-coupled receptor signaling pathway
Cellular component (GO): G protein-coupled receptor homodimeric complex; membrane
Molecular function (GO): mating-type factor pheromone receptor activity; pheromone binding
Source: RefSeq, a predicted model, not a curated record